AUGACCCGCUUAGAUCCCCACUUCUAUGGCAAAGUUGGUUCGACGGAGGUCGGCCCUAAAGAUGUCAAGGGCGAAACUCGCAUCCGGAGGAAUACAGUGACGAAAGACGAGAUCGUAACACAGCCCUGGGAAGGUAUUGACACUGUGUACGACAUUCUACUCUACGCGGCGCGAACACAUGGCGCGAAGGACGCUUACGGCUCUCGAGAAAUCAUUCGAACACAUGAAGAGGCAAAGGAAAUCAAGAAGGUCGUCGGUGGAAAAGAGGUUACGGAGACAAAGACUUGGAAGUUCUUUGAACUGAGCGACUACAAAUAUAUGAGCUUCAUCCAAGUCAAGGAGGCGGCAUUCGAAGUGGCGGGCGGCUUGCUCGAACUCGGCAUCACCAAGGACGACGUGGUCAAUGUAUAUGCUGCGACCAGCGCCAAUUGGCAGCUAAUGUCGUAUGGCUGUUCAAUCAUCUCGACCCCAACCGCGACAGCUUACGAGACGCUCGGCGAGUCAGGCUUGCAGCACGCGCUGAACGAGCCUGAAUGCGUAGCCAUCUUCACCAACGCAGACCUGUUGAAGGUCGUUGCCAAUGUCACAGCGAAUGUCCCGUCUCUCCGGCUUGUCAUCUACGAUGGCGAGGCGAGCCCUUCCGUCAUCGAGAAGAUCUCCAGCGUGCGCGAAGGUAUCAAGGUGUUGACACUGGACCAACUCCGUGAGCUCGGCCGAGGGGUCCCAGAAGAGAGGGUGACGAGCAGGACACCUGUGCCCUCGGACGUUGCCUGCAUCAUGUACACUAGUGGCACCACGGGGCCGCCCAAGGGCGCGGUCAUCACACAUGCGAACGCCAUCGCCUCCCUUGGCGGAGUGUACAGGUAUCUCGGGCAUCACCUGCGGCAGGAAGACGCAUUCCUCGCAUAUCUUCCGCUCUCACAUGUGCUCGAAUGGAUCGUAGAGCUCUGCCUAUUCUUUAUAGGGAUGAGGUUUGGAUACGCACGCGUGCGGACGCUAAUGGACAACUCGGUACGCCACUGCCUCGGCGAUAUCCGGGCGUUCCGCCCGACCAUUAUGAUUGGUGUGCCGCAGGUAUGGGAGAUGAUCAGGAAGGGCAUUGAAGGUAAAGUGAGUGCGAGCGGGUCGUUCAGGAAGAGUAUGUUCAACGGGGCGGUCAGCAUCAAGAGGGCAGGCGUCCCGGGCCUGAGCGAGCUUGCAGACAGCGUGGUGCUCAACCAAGUGCGGUCUGCGACUGGCGGGAGGUUGCGCUUGGCGUUGACGGGUGGUGCUGCGUUGAGCAAUGAGACCCAGGAGUUCUUGUCACUUGCUCUUGUUCAGGUACUUCCAGGAUACGGUAUGACAGAGACAUGUGGUAUGAGUGCCGUCUUCCCGCCCGAAUUCUCGGGGCUCGGAUCUGUUGGCCUGCCUGUUCCUUCAAUGGAGAUCAAACUUGUAGAUGUCCCCGAAGCUAACUAUUUUGCAAGCAACAAUCCUCAACAAGGCGAGAUCUGGGUGCGCGGCGCGUCAUUGAUUAAAGGCUACUACAAGCGCGACGACUUGAAUAAUGACCCAAAUAUCUUCACUCAAGAUGGAUGGUUCAGGACAGGUGAUGUCGGGCAGUGGAAUCCCGAUGGUACUCUGCGCAUAAUUGACCGCAUCAAGAAUCUUGUGAAGUUGCAAGGUGGAGAGUACAUCGCUCUUGAACGCCUCGAGUCGAUUUACAAGUCUUGCAAUUUGGUGUCAAACAUUUGCGUCCAUGCUCACGCGGACGCGAAGCAACCCAUCGCAAUCAUUAUUCCCCACGAACAACAGUUACAGUUUGCGCUUGAGACUAAGUCAGUCGGACCGCCUCCGCACAGUUCGAUGCAAGACCUAUGCCAGGACACGCGCGUACAGGAACUUGUACUGAAGGAGUGCCUCGCGGUUGGGAAGAAGAAUGGGUUCAAGUCAAUAGAGCUUCUCCAGGCAGUUGUCCUCACCGCGGAUGAGUGGACUCCUGAGAGUGGGCUUGUUACCGCUGCCCAGAAGGUACAGAGGCGCAAGGUGGCGGAGCGAUACGCGUCAGAGAUUAAGAGUGCAUACAAGCUUGGUUAA
This is a messenger RNA of Fibroporia radiculosa, 2076 nucleotides long. RefSeq lists its product as uncharacterized. The transcript has 6 exons. The record is from RefSeq and is a predicted model, not a curated record. Gene Ontology annotation, biological process: long-chain fatty acid metabolic process; long-chain fatty-acyl-CoA metabolic process. Gene Ontology annotation, cellular component: lipid droplet; plasma membrane; endoplasmic reticulum. Bases 1 to 2076 code for a protein of 691 amino acids. Lineage: Eukaryota; Fungi; Basidiomycota; Agaricomycetes; Polyporales; Fibroporiaceae. Gene Ontology annotation, molecular function: long-chain fatty acid-CoA ligase activity.